Molecule: messenger RNA, 4080 nt
Organism: Triplophysa dalaica
Lineage: Eukaryota; Metazoa; Chordata; Actinopteri; Cypriniformes; Nemacheilidae
Gene: taf4b
Product: TAF4B RNA polymerase II, TATA box binding protein (TBP)-associated factor
Exons: 15
Coding region: 107-2572 (821 amino acids)
Biological process (GO): transcription initiation at RNA polymerase II promoter; DNA-templated transcription
Cellular component (GO): transcription factor TFIID complex
Molecular function (GO): RNA polymerase II general transcription initiation factor activity; DNA binding; protein heterodimerization activity
Source: RefSeq, a predicted model, not a curated record
UACACGCGAAUACGUUUGUUCAUAAAGACGCAUGUGUUAAUUCAACACCUAGGAAAACGCAUUUGAGUACUGAACUCGAGUUGUGUGUACAGUAUAAAAAUAAAUAAUGUCAGAAACAUCUGUCUCAAAUGAGUUAAACAACAAUCACACCCGUGAGAAAACAGAUGAAGUGUCCGCUGAAGCGUUUAAGGAGCGAGAUGACGGGCGCGCGAGCAUCUCUGAAGAGUCUCUGCACACUAAACAAACAGCGUCAUGUAAGGAGAACGAGACGUCAAACCCCGACGCAUCUAAAAACAGCAACUCGGAUUCAGCUUCUCAAGAGCAACCGCAACAAAAAGAAGCAAACCAGCCUGUGACUUCCACUAGUCUAUCAGUUUCAUCCGAACCUGCUCCUAAGAUCAUAGCUGGCACUGCACAAGUCAGAUCCACCACACCAGUGUUGGUCGGUGCCAGGGUUGUGACUGCUACAUCCGGUGUGCAGGGAUCAGGGGCCACCAGUUUGGCACUGGUUCCUCAACCUGCAAAGGUGGCAAUGAACCAGCCCAGGGUCACCACUCUGACACCAGGCGUGACAUUGUCGAGGAUUUCAACCCCGUCGCAAAAUCUGACGGUGACGCGUACCCCCGCGCCAUUGCAGCUGCCUGCCAACUUCCAAGUCCCGCAGGGAAUGGUGUUAAUCCGCAGUGACAGUGGGCAGUUGAUGUUGGUAUCUCAGCAGGCUUUGGCCCAAGCGCAGGCUCAAGGAAUGCUGCCAAAACCACCUAAUGCUUCGGCUAUAGUUAGACCUUUAUCUACCCAGGCAACUGCUACACCCAUCAUCCGAGUAUCUCUCCCCCCUUCAACCACUACCAACUUCAAACCUAACCCAACAACUGUAACUGUUCAGAAACCAAGGGCUACAGGGACCGUUAUAUUCACACCAUCCAGUUCGACAGGAACAACCAUCAUUAAACCAGGCAGUGUUAUAGGAACCGCGGUCAAAAAGCUCAACUCCACCGUGGGGACCGUUAUCAAAGGCAGUCAAAUGACUCCAAACAUCAGCACAGCGGGGACCUUUAACCAGAGGAGUAAUUCUGUCAGCGCAGCAACUGUAAUUAAUUCCCCUGCUGUAAAGUCUACGGGAAAAGGCGCUCCUGGUCAGGUUAAUGCCCCACGUAUGGUUUGUCCUAACAUACAAGCCAAAUCCAACACAAACACAUCCUCAACCCCGGUCACUGUUACAGCGGACACCCUGGAGAACGUGAAGAAGUGUAAGAACUUCCUGGUCACCCUUAUGAAGCUAGCGUCAAGUGGCACUCGGUCAGCCGACAUGGCUCAAAACGUCAAAGCGCUUGUCAAAGGCCUGCUGGAUGGGAAGCUAGAGGCGGAAGAGUUUACUGAAAAACUCUACAUGGAGCUCAAAUCUUCCCCUCAGCCAUAUCUGGUGCCAUUCCUGAAGAGAAGCCUGCCAGCUGUGCGUCAACUCACCCCAAACUCGCAGCUUUUCAUUCAGCAGUGUGAACAAAUCAAACCCUCAGAUUCAACCAACAGUGUAACCCAGAAGCCCCCCGCCACUGUCAGCUCCUCCCUCAAAUCCACACAACCAACCAGAACUGCUCAGCUGCUGGUUCACCAACCCAAAGGAGUAAUCGUCAAGCAUUCUGUGACAUCAUCACCACAGGUGGUCCUGCCUGCUCAGACCCAGUCUCAACCCAAACAGCUGGUCAUUCAAACCAAAACUCAUCCAAAAGGUUCUGUUGUGCGGCCUUUCCUUCAGGUGUCUAAAACGCACUUUCCUCAGCCGGCCCUUGCAGCACAGACGCACGGCUUCAAGGACAGCACCCCGGGCUCUUUCCGAGAUGACGACGACAUUAAUGAUGUGGCGUCCAUGGCAGGAGUGAAUGUGAGUGAGGAGAACGCUCGUAUAUUGGCCUCUGGCUCUGAGCUCGUGGGAUCAGUGAUCCGCUCCUGUCAAGAGGAGCCCUUUUUAUUCCCAUCAGCCCUCCAGACACGAGUGCUGCACAUCGGUGGUUCUCUGGGUAUCACAGAGGUAUGUCCUGAUGUUCUUGAAAUGCUCUCUCUGGCAACACAAAAGAGAUUAAGAGACCUGCUGGAGAAGCUCACUGCUGUGGCACAACAUCGCCAGAUCUCCUAUAAGGAUGAUUGGCGGUACAGUCAGACCAGUGACACGCGCUCUCAGCUAAAGUUUCUGGAGCAGCUGGAAAGACUGGAGAAACAGAGACAAGAGGAAGAAGAGCGAGAAGCGUUGCUCCGCAUCGCCCGGAGUCGCUCAAACAAUGAAGACCCUGAUCGACUGCGUCUGAAACAGAGAGCGAAAGAGAUGCAGCAGUUUGAGUUGGCACAGAUGGAGCACAGAGAUGCCAAUUUGGCAGCGCUGGCAGCCCUGGGGCCCCGUAAGAGGAAACCUCUGGAGGCACCCGGUCCAGGGACCAACCAGUUGUUAGGUCCAUAUGGGCAGUUUUCGAUUCAGAGACCACCAAUACGAGUCACUUUGAGAGAUCUGAUUUUCUGCAUGGAGCAAGACCCAACACUCAGACACUCUCUCAUGAUAUAUAAAACAUAUUUACAAUAGAGACACAGUUACACCUUUGACGUAUAUCUUCAGAUGUGUUCAGUUGUAUGUCUUUACCAAAAUAGCAAAAAUAAUUGAUUUGAUGUUGAAUCGAUGUAAAUUUGGUUGAUGCAACAUUAAACCAAUUAUUUGCUAUCUGAAUGCGUCAAAGCGAUGAAAUGCAUAUAAAACAGUAUUAUUUUUGUUUGUGUAAGUUUUGUCUCAUCGUUGUGCUGACUUCUAAAAUUAUUGUCAUGUUGAAUGUACAUUAAGAUUGUAUCCGCUUUGUAAGGAAUCACAGAAGAUUAAACACUUAACAGCAGCAGCUUUUGUGUCUCUUUGUUUCAUACCACUGUGUGUUCGUUCAUUGCUUCUCAGAUUGACUAAGAAAUUGCUUUCACUACCUAGCCGACACAACCAUGUUUGAAAUGUUGUAACAGACUGACUGAUAUUGCAUUUUCAAAGUCAAUCGAGGGUUGUACAGAGGUCUGUAAGAGCUCCAGGGCAGUUCGUGCCCUUACUUAGGCCAAACCAAUCGCAACAAAACACUGCCUCGGGGACUACAGCUAACCAAUCACACUAUACUGCCAUAGGCGUUAAAAUCAACCAACUACUGCGGGACAAAUGCAUAGAGACCAGAAAUAACCAAUACGAGCAGGAUAAGCAAUUGUAGUCCAAAUCUGGAUAAAAAGCACCCUUAGAAUUUGAGUCCUGGCCAAUACAAAGUCAAUCAAAAAGUUUAUCUCUGAAAAAUCAAGAUUAGCGAACAGAGCAUCACUUUUUAACUUACUCUAAAUGAUUUAAGUUAAAGGCUAUCCAAUGUCACAGUUGCGCAGGGUUUACCUCCACGUCACUAUUUCCCUCAAACAUCUUUGCAUUUUUAAAUUGAAUGUUCUUCAAAAAGAGCCCCUUUAAUGCAUGCCUUGCCCCAACCUCAGAAACUUAAAUACUCUGUGUGCCUGCCCGAGGUACAGGAUUCCGAAAUAUUCCAUUACCUCUGAAUAAUCAUGAAUGAGUUGCUGGGAGCUAAAUAUUGAUACGCCCGCAGCGUUCACACUCCCCGGUGUGUGCGCAUGCUAUUGAGCGGUAUGCCAAUACACGCUCGCAAUACAAAAUCAGAAAUUCAAGCACAACGAUGAAACAAAUUGUGUUCUUUCGCAACAACAAAAAAGGACGCAGCUCACAUACAUUAAAACAAAACAAGGUUCACCAAUCAGUCUUUUCAUCAAGGACGUUUCACGACCCUUCGUGUCGACUAAUGGAUGAACACUUCGUGCACGAUGGACUCCAUGAGAAGCAGCUGAAAUCGUUCCAGACUGCAACUCUUCCAUUCAAUGAAUUAUUGAUCGUAUCAUCAGCCGCACGCGCUGUUAACCGCCACACAUCAAAGGCGCAGAGACAGAACAUGUGCGCAGUCUAGUGUUUCCGUUCUUCUGACGGCGCGUCAAAUGGAGGAAGACAGAGGUAAUUUUCCCGGUGAUGAUUAUGCAUGAGCAGUCUCAUAAAAACAAAGAUGUUUUUAAUGUUAU